AUGCCCUCAACAGCAACCACAACAUCACCCCUCUCCAUCAUCCCCCACGCCCUCCUCCCUCCCCUCCUCUUCCUCCCCUUCUUCCUCCCGCCCUUCCCUGGGCGCAACGCCCUCUUCGCGGCCCUCGUGGCCGGCACGUCGGCCGCCUGCAACCUGAGCGCCUGGCCGCCGGCCGCGGGGCCGGACCGCGCCAUGCGCUACGGCAUGGCGGGCAGCUGGGUCUUCGUCCUGCCCGUGCUGGAGAAGCUCCUGCUGCACGCCUCCCCGGAGACCGAGUUCUACCGCCUGUCCGACGCCGCAGCAGCCGGAGGCGGUGAGGGCCAGGAGGAGGCGAGACCUCCCCCGCCGCCCAAGGACUGGACGUGGGACAAGGCGCGCUGGGCUGCCGGGCUGGCGUGCUCGCCGCGCGGGGUCGGCUGGAGCCACGGGCGCAAGCGGCCGGCGGUGGCGAGGAGGGGGGCUAGCGGCGGCGGCAAGUGGGCGUACGUCGCGCGGCAGGUCCUCGGCGCCGGGGCGGCGUACCUCGCCGUCGACGCGUGCGUGUUCCUGGCCCGGGGCGUGCCCAUGCCGGCGGCCUGGUCGUGGGACCCCGCCGUGCUGGCGCGGGUCGCGUGCCUGGAGGUGCUGCUCGGCGUGACGGUGUACGCGACGUGGGCCGUGGGGAUGUGCAUCCCCUCGGCGAUCGCAGUGGGCGCCGGGAUCAGUCGCGUCGAGGUGAGGUCCAUUGUCGGUCACCAGAGUGCUCGAAACACGACUGACCAUCAUGCCUUGCAGGACUGGCCGCCUCUCUUCGGGAACAUCGCCGAGGCCACGACCGUCGGCGCCUUCUGGGGCCGGUACUGGCACGACCUCAUCAAGCAGCCCUGCCUCAGCAUAAGCCACCGCCUCAACGCUCUCCUGCGCAUCCCCAAUCGCACCCCGCCGGCCUACGCGGUGCACCUGCUCACGGCCUUCGCCGUCAGCGGCUGGUUCCACGUGCAGAGCGCCUCCGUCGUGGCCGAGGGCUACAUCGCCGUGCCCGAGAUCGCGCGGUGCAUGGCCCUCUUCUUCGCGGGCCAGGCCGCCGUCGUCACGCUCGAGGCGGCCGCCAUCAAGAGGCUGGCGAGCUCGGCCAAGGCGCCCGGGCCGGGCAGCCGGUGGGCGCGGGCGCUGGGCUACGCAUGGACGGCGGGCUGGCUGAUGUGGUCUGGGUGGUGGUUCGUCAAGGUGUACGACUCCAUCGGGGUGCUGGAGUGGGAGAUGCCCUUUCCGGUGGUGAGCAAGAUAGCUGCACACUUUGGCUUCUGA
Molecule: messenger RNA, 1287 nt
Organism: Thyridium curvatum
Lineage: Eukaryota; Fungi; Ascomycota; Sordariomycetes; Thyridiales; Thyridiaceae
Exons: 2
Coding region: 1-1287 (428 amino acids)
Biological process (GO): lipid metabolic process
Source: RefSeq, a predicted model, not a curated record